Molecule: messenger RNA, 1460 nt
Organism: Cucurbita maxima (winter squash)
Lineage: Eukaryota; Viridiplantae; Streptophyta; Magnoliopsida; Cucurbitales; Cucurbitaceae
Product: tobamovirus multiplication protein 1-like
Exons: 11
Coding region: 232-1101 (289 amino acids)
Cellular component (GO): plant-type vacuole membrane
Source: RefSeq, a predicted model, not a curated record
CUUUUCUAUGGCCUUUCCUGAAUUAUGAAUUGAUUACUUUGGAAAGACCGACCAAAUCAAACAACAAUCCCUCUUCUUCUUUGCUCUCUCUCCUCGCCGGCGUUGUGGUGGCUGUCUCGCCGGCGUUCGCUUAGCCGUGUCAAUUCAUCGGAACUUUGGUUCUCUGAAUCUACGGUGGAGAGGAAGGGCGAUAGUGAUUAGUGAGAAAGUUUCCUCAUUAAUUGGGGAAAAAUGGCGAGACUGCAGCUGAACUUGACGACGGCCAUGGAGAUGGGCGUUACGGCAUCCAGCUGGUGGAAUGACAUCAACGAAUCUACUUUUUGGCAGGAUCGGAUUUUCUACUCUCUCUGUGCUGUAUACGCGAUAGUCUCCGCCGUUGCUUUGAUUCAAUUGAUUAGGAUCGAACUGAGAGUUCCUGAAUAUGGUUGGACAACACAGAAGGUUUUCCAUCUAAUGAACUUCAUCGUCAAUGGAGUACGCGCAAUUGUGUUUGGGCUCCACAAGCAAGUGUUUAUUUUGCAACCAAAAGUUCUACUGUUGUUAUUAUUGGAACUUCCUGGUCUUCUUUUUUUCUCAACGUACACACUCCUAGUCCUCUUCUGGGCAGAGAUAUACCACCAGGCAAGAAGUCUGCCAACAGAUAAACUACGAACAGUGUACAUUUCAGUCAACAGUGUGAUAUAUCUUAUACAGGUUUGCAUUUGGAUAUACAUCGGGGUGGAUGACAACAGCCUGGUGGAAUUCAUUGGAAAAAUUUUCAUUGCAGUGGUGUCGUUCAUAGCUGCAGUAGGCUUCUUGAUAUAUGGUGGAAGAUUAUUUUUCAUGCUUAGACGUUUUCCGAUUGAAUCUAAAGGGAGAAGGAAGAAACUUCAUGAGGUUGGAUCUGUAACCGCCAUAUGCUUCACCUGCUUCCUCAUUCGAUGCUUUGUGGUUGCUUUAUCCGCUUUUGAUGCAAAUGCAUCACUUGACGUUUUAGAACACCCCCUUCUGAAUUUCAUCUACUACUCGUUGGUCGAAAUUCUGCCUUCAGCAUUAGUUCUUUACAUAUUACGCAAAUUGCCUCCUAAGAGAAUAUCAGCUCAAUACCACCCCAUUCGCUAGUUAAUAUGCAUGUUUCAUUCUGAACACGUCCGCCCCUCCUUGGGUCUAAUGUAUGAAGAGGUGGGUCUAAUGUGGUAUUCUGCUGUAGCAUGUGAGGUCAAAGAAAGACCAAGCUGUUUGCUGCUGGCUGAGAGAUAUUAUGUAGCUCUUCCCCCGGUGUUGUUUGAUUAGAACAACUCAUUCUAUUUGAUCUAAAUGUGCAAAAUUAGAUUUCUGUAAGGUGAAGCAUUGUGUUUUGAUCUUGUAUCCAAGUGUCGAGGAAUCAGAGAACCGCUUGUAAUUUAUUUUUGCUUGUUGAUGUUCUUGUUUGUGAUUUUGUUAAGUAUUUGUAAAGAAGUGAUGAAGUAGAUUGAUUUGCG